This is a messenger RNA of Botrytis cinerea B05.10, 2563 nucleotides long. RefSeq lists its product as hypothetical. The transcript has a single exon. NCBI's taxonomy places the organism in Eukaryota, Fungi, Ascomycota, Leotiomycetes, Helotiales, Sclerotiniaceae. The record is from RefSeq and is a predicted model, not a curated record. Bases 444 to 2294 code for a protein of 616 amino acids.
GGACGGGGCUCAAAAUAGACUUGGAUGGGAGUGGGAAGCUUGGAGGGAAAGUUCAAGAAAGAGACCAAGACACUUUAUUUUUCUCCUAUCUAGAAUUAUGGUAUUCGAUUCCCGUCGACUUUGAAUGCUCUGUUUCAAUUUCUGUCCUUUCUCCACAUUGUAUUCUUUCUAAACUGCUUUCCAUACUCAAUUUUCCCUCUCGUGGCCGGUGAAUCUAUCCCAGCGUCGACUUUCCUCCCAAGAAAGUCUAGGAUUGGAAAGAAGUCCUUUCUUGUACGUACUUGCGCUUGAUACACAGUCGGCAUACGUCAGCUCAUACAGAAGACCACUUUCAUCAAUCUUUUCAAGUUCAAACGUAUCAUCCGAUAUUUCAAUGUGGGACGAGACAACGCUGGUCUUGUUAUUCAACAGAUAAUCUUACUGUCUCGAUUCCCUUUCUCACAAUGCCUGUUCAGCGAACCCUCUUUGGGACACCCAUACCGCAUGUCCCUCCUCGCCGCAUGGCCGUUCUUCUCGGUACCAUUGCAAUUUUCGCCGUUAUUACAUUAGUAUUUACUCUACCCAACUCUGGCCCAUCACUCGGCACAUUUACAGAUCAUCGCAUGUCAUUACCCAAACUUCCCAAACAAUUGCCUUCACCGAGUAUCCUUAACCCAUUCCGACAAGCAGCACAUGCUCCACCGGUUCAAAAGAAUAGCGAGUACGGCGAAUCGAAAUGGCAUGCUAAUUGGAACUGGUUGAGUCCAUUUUCAUCAUCGGUGACUCUAGACGAGAAUCGAUCCCUACUACCACCUCUUGUUGAACGCCCAACUAUUUACACAUACUACGAUCAUACAAUAGAAAAAGACAAUGAGUUGAAAGAUGCGGAGAAUGCAGUCUUGGUUACUUGGAGAAGGGCAUGGUGGGCGCAAGGCUUUAAACCCAUCAUUUUAAGUCCUGCGGAAGCCAUGAACAAUCCAUUAUACCCCGAAUUGCAACGACUUGAAGUCGAAAACUCCUUGAAAACAGAUUUGACCAGAUGGUUGGCUUGGGAAAACAUGGGUACCGGGUUGCUUUGCAAUUACCUCACACUUCCAAUGGGUCCUUACGAAGAUCAAACCCUGAGUUAUUUGAGAAGAGGAGUAUAUCCAUUAUUGACGAGAUAUGAAAAAAUGGGAAGUGGUAUCUUUGCAGGAUCCAAAGCGGAUAUCACAGCAGCUGUCAAGGCGGCCUUGGCAAACCCAAGUCUGAAAGAUGCCAAAGAUUUUAUUAGUGCUGUCCCAACGAAUACUUUCGAAAUCGACCCUUCCCAUGAUUCCUUAGCUUUCUAUCAGACGAAAACUCUCGAGGAGAAAUAUCCGCAAGUUGCAAAAGAGUACGAAGGAAAUAAAGCAGCGGGUAUGAAACUACUGAACAGUCUGAUGAUAUCUCAUCUUCAUCAAACAUGGCAAAACAUCUUUACCAAAGGAAUUUCUGUGGUUAAACCGGAACCAGAACAUAUGUCAUAUGUUGUUGAACCAGCUUUACAACUUGCUGAAUAUCUUGCACAAUGCCCCGAAUCACCAAUGCCAGCAUCUUGUCCUCCAAAUCGACCCAAGUGCAAAGCGUGUGUUUCUUCGUCUCCGAUGACAAUCAGUACACCUGCUUUCUACCGCAAUACAUCAGGUCUUUAUACCAUCGGAACCGUUCCCCAUCCUUACACAAUGUCCACAUUGACCAGCUUCCAAGAAAGUAUCAAUGUCCCGUGGAUCAGACGAGAGUCUCCUCGUGAUGCUUGGCUCUCGACACUUACCAAGGAACUUCUCGGUACAGGUGUUUCUGGUACUCCACGAAUCAUCAAAUUCAAAGAAGCAGUCGCUAGUCCUCAUGGAACAUCCCACUCUCUCUGGCUCACAGCCGAGAAGGAAGUUCCCUCAGAUCUAGACUGGCAUUUCGGCUUCAGCAUCCCUCGCAAUGCAACCGACACGGGAAAAUCAGAAACUCCAGUCCCAGGUCCCGAACGUCGCCCACAGCCCGUUCACGAUCCAAAAGACGGGCCAAUACCCACUGAGGAGGAUAAGAAUAAGGAAGCACUUUUGCUAGAAAAGGCAAAAGCAUUUGGUGGAAGCACUACUAAGGAAGAUUUGAAGAUCAAGGGGGCUGUUGAGGCGUGGAACCUAGCCGAUACAGAAGCAUGGAGAUUUGCGAGGGCUUUUUUGGCGAGAUCUAGAGUUGAGAGGUUAAAGUGGGAGGAGGAGGAGAAGAAAUAUGCUGGUGGUGCAGGGGCUGAGAGGGGGAAAGAGAGUGGAUGGGGGAGAUGGUUUGAUGAUAAAUGAAUUAAUCAUUGAAAAUUUAACGAAAGUUUCAGCAGUCGAUGGAUGUAUACAAAGAAAGUCUUUCAUGUUUUAUGCGCUUAAGCGAAUCGAAGCGACAUGUGUAUGUCAAUAUCUCUUUUUUACUGUACAAUGGUUAGUUGUGGGGAAUAUCACCUGGAGUUUAGGGGUAUGUAGAGCUUUUGUGUACCAAUAUCAUGUCAAUAUGAAAUCAAAUAUCUUACAUUUCAACAAAGCUUAGGAUUCCCUUUCACAAUUAAACAGACUCAAUA